AUGGACAAGUCUCUGAAGGGUGCCCUGCAAUUGUAUAUUUUUAUGUUUGUGGCAUUCUCUCAUGUGUUUUCAUGGACAACGAUGUACUUCUUGUUGACAAUUUGGAUGUGAGUCUUGUACCUCAUCCUACCUCAGUACUUGCAUAAUGACAAGGACUCUGAGAGUCCAAAUCCUCUGAGUAUGAAGAGAUUAUUCCAGAGAAUUAAGCUUGAGCCAAGACUGGACUUGAUUCCUUUAGCCUUGGUCGACAGUUUCAGAGGUCUCUUGUUGUGUAUCUCUCCGAUCAUACUUGAGAACACAACUGCAUGGUUCUUGCUGGUAAAUUUAGAGCUAGCUUUCGGUUACUCUAUUGUCAAGAAAUUCAAAAUAUUUAAUUUUAACUCACUCAGAUCCUCAGGGAUCUUAAUCAUCUUUGGGACAGCUAUUCUUUUGUGCAUAUUUACUAAGCUGAAGGGAGUUUUGGCAAUUUUGAUUGCCUUCUUGUCAAUUUUAUCCCAGAUGAUGCAUUCAAAGGCAUUUGAUAUGACGAAAAAGCAAUCAAACAGCUAUGCCCUCAAAACCGAAGUGAGAGACUCCAAGACAAUUCUGGUGUUCUACAGAUGAAUUUUAAGUUUCUCCCUAUGUCUUUUUGGAUUUGUGAUCAAGCAAAUCCUUGAAAUUGAGCACAUUGCUAGCAAAGAAGUUGUGGACCCAUCCUUGACCAAGAAGAUAUUCUGUAUCAUCCUUAUCGGGGUCAGUGCCUCAACUGUCAACGUCACAAUAGCAAAGAGUUUAGAUCAGUUGUUCAAGCACUUUUUCUAUAAGAUAAUAUUUGCAAUUGUAGAUUAUUUUGUGAAGAUAGCUAUCUUUUCAGCUGCGAUAUCUUUGCCGAUUCUGGCAUGAAAUACCUUCCUAAUUCUGGGAUAUUGAGUUAUAUAUCUUGAGGAAAUCACAGGUGAGAAGGACAGACAACGGCAGUAUAUGAGCGGCAGUGGGAUCGACGAUGAUGAAGAUAAUAGCAGCUUGGAAGAUAAUACCCUCAUUGAUUUCAUCAAGGUUAUAUGGAGCAAGAAGUAUACCAGAAGAAUAGCUCUCUUCUUCCUGGCAAAUCUGGGAUUCAUGUUUGUAGAGGUGCUUUAUGGGUAUUUGACUAAUUCUUUAGGGCUGAUUUCUGAUGCGCUUCAUAUGGCCUUUGAUUGACUAGCUCUGCUGGUAGGGCUCAUAGCUGCUUAUUUAGCACAAGGAGAAGAGAAGGAGGGGUAUAGCUAUGGAAUGUCAAGGGUUGAGGUUCUUAGUGGAUUUUUCAAUGGAGUUUUCUUAAUUUUUAUCGCAUUCAAAGUUUUAUGAGAAUCAGUCGACAGAAUCUAUGAGCCUCAACUUAUCAAUGAAGAUGGACUUCUUACUGUGUCUGUACUUGGACUUCUGGUAAAUAUCGUAGGACUUGCUUGUUUCCAUGAUCUACAUCAUCAUGAUCAUGGUGAUUGCUCACAUGGACAUGGGAAUGAGCAUAGCCACUCAAGUCAUGACCAUUCCCAUCACGAUCACUCCCAUCACGAUAAUUCCCAUCAUGAUCACUCUCACCAUGAUCAUUCUCUCCAUGACCACUCUCACCACGAUCACUCCCACCAUGACCACUCCCACCAUGACCACUCCCAUCACGACCACUCUCAUUCAACAUGCUCUUCUCAUAACGGUCACUCCCACAGCCACGACCAUGACCACGAACAUAACGUCCAGCCCCAAGAAACAGCUGGACAGGGGCACAACGAGAACAUCUACGGUUUCUUCCUUCACAUCUUGGCUGACGCCCUCGGGAGUGUAGGCGUGAUCAUCUCUUCGCUGUUGAUCCACUACAAAGGUCUGUACGUAGCUGAUCCGAUCUGCAGUGUGAUUAUUUCAGUGCUAAUCUUCGUCUCUGUAAUUCCGCUGAUAAUGUCUUCUGGUAAUACCCUGUUAUUGAAGAACCCCAGCCAGGAAAGAACGGAUAGUAUUGUGAAGAAGAUUGAAGCUUUUUAUAAGGUCAGAAGGAUCGCCCUUUGGGAGGUAGAGAAGGGAAAAGAGGUCUGAUCGGUCCAUGUUGUGGUCAGGAGUGGAGUAAAGAGUAACGAAGUUAAUGAGAAGGUCACCAGUGUGGUAGGAGUGAAGGAUUGUACGGUUCAGAUCACAUAUUUUGAGUAA
Messenger RNA from Moneuplotes crassus, 2157 nucleotides. NCBI's taxonomy places the organism in Eukaryota, Ciliophora, Spirotrichea, Euplotida, Euplotidae. The record is from the annotation of a GenBank genome assembly.